Messenger RNA from Monodelphis domestica (gray short-tailed opossum), 1038 nucleotides. It is a transcript of the gene C4H2orf66, whose product is annotated as chromosome 4 C2orf66 homolog. The record is from RefSeq and is a predicted model, not a curated record. Lineage: Eukaryota; Metazoa; Chordata; Mammalia; Didelphimorphia; Didelphidae.
GUACCUUAAGGAUCAUAUUCUCAAGGGUCUUUUUGUCAUGGAUAAAAAUGGAAUCAUUACUUUAUUUUUUAACUCCCCUUGCUAACGUCAGUGACACCCACCCACUGCUAGUCCACUAGGGAUAUAAGUACAGACGACUCUGCUUGCAGAUUGCAGGCAGGGUAUAACCAACAAGGGGCCAGGCAAAGCCAAACUCUCUGGUAAGCUUUAUUUUAACUCUAUCUGUGUGUGAUUUUCCUUUCUUGUCCUAUGGGAGAAAACAAUUUGGGAUUCUUGUGAGUGAUGUUUAUGGCUUCCCAAGUCAGUAUACAUCCUAUAUAUUUGUGUUCAUUGGAUUUCUUAGGCUCUAAACUCUGCAGGGAGAGAUAAUCUAAUCUGUGUCAGAUUUAUUCCUUUAAAAGAACAAUUUUGGGGGGAGGGCUUGUAGCAGAGCACUUCUUUGAAAGGACAACAAAAGCACAAUCAGGCUUUUACAUUGUCCUAAUUCCUUUUCUUUCAUGGGCUACUUCAUGCCAAACAUCUGGAUGUUUUUUCUUCCUUUUUAAGUGAAAAGUUCUCUAGAGAUUUGUGUGAACUGUUAUCUCCUUUUUUCCUCACUCUUUUUCUCUUCUCCUUCUCUUUUUCCUCUUCUUACCUUUCCCUACCAAAUUCCUGUCUUUCCCUCUGCUGACUAUAACUACUUGCCUUUCCUCAUUCUUCCUUUCUUAUAGUCUAUGCAUCCCUUCAGCAUGUCCCCGAUGAUGUUUCUGCUGCCUCUGUGCGUAGCACUCUUGCCAGUGAGGCAGGGUCAAGGAGCCCCACUGAGAGGAGAGGAGAAGUGGAAAUCGCUAGACAAUCCCAGAAACAGAGACCUGUUUUUCAGAACCCUCCAGGCAUAUUUUUUGAGAAGAGGUCUUGAUCUUGAGAAGUUUCCAAAUGCUUUCUACAUAAACAAUGAGAAGCCUUGGCCUUCCUCUUUCCACUCGGAUCCUAUGGCUUCAGCAUUUGCAGAUUAUGAGGAGCAGAAAAAUUCCUUUUCCAAUUACUUGAGAGGCUGAA